CCGCGGGGCAUGAGCAGAGAUGGCUGACAACUCAGACUCACGGGAGUCCGAUAAUAACAGUUGGGUCAUCGCCGGAUCCGAGGCACUACCUGUGGAAGAACUCAGUGCUGAAGCUGUGGAGAAAACUGUGGAAGAGGCUGAACUGGCAAAAGAAGGCACCCAUGCUCCUCCUGGCACCAGCCAAUUACCCACCGAACACCCUGAGCCAGAGGAAGCCAGACUCAAGGACCCUGCGGUGGUGUUGGCCCCCAGUUCUGGCUCAGCCCAGACUCCAGAGCCCCCCCACUUGGAAAGGGACCCCCCGCCUUUAAAGGAACCAAGUCAUCGUGAAGUUGAGGCAAGUUCCGCACCCGGCACUGAGGACACCCUAAUCGUCCACAAAGCAGGCCCUCUGGAGCAACAUGUGAGCACAUCCAGCAGUGACGAAGAGGGAGCCACGGAGCGGGACGUGGAAGGCCUGCGCAGACGGAAAGGCCGCGAUGCGCCCCCAGCUCAGCCUGGGAGCUCUCACGAUGGACACAGAGAGGCCCUCGAGAAUGAGGACGGAGGCUUGCCUGGGACAAAAUGGCUGCUGGGCUUGUUAGCUCUCCUGGGGCUGGGAUUCCUGGCCUUCUCAGGAGUCGUCUUUGAUCUGGAAGAAGGCCCUGUGGACACCCUGGACACGUGGAAGAGCUCGGAGGGGGAGGAGCCACAUCUUGGCCCAAAUGGGAAGGGCUGGCCGACUUCACCCCCGUCAGAGCUCAGGAGGGGUGCCAGGCCUCCACGAGCCAAGGACGAGCCGCCGUCGGAGGCCCCCCCCAUGCCCCAGAGCCUGGACGCCAUGGGGGUCCUGCUAGACAAGCUAGCCAAGGAGAACCAGGAGAUCCGGCUCAUGCAGGCCGAACUGCAGUCCCAGAAGGAAGAGCUACAGAGCCUGCUGAGGAAGACGGAGGGUGAGGCGUUGGAGUUCACCUCCCAGCAGCAGAACUUGGCUGCCGAGAACAUCCGGCUGAGGGAAUCGCUGCAGCGGGAGACCUCUGCCCUCCUGGCCGUGCAGGCCGAACUACACUUUCUUCAGGAAAAGAUGCGAGGGAUGGCGGGUGAGGAGGAUGGCGCCAGGCCCCGACGGCACGGGGAAGAGGAACCCGCAGCAGAACGUCAGCGGGACCAGGCCGACAGGCCGGAGCUUGAAACCCGGCGCCUGCGCUCCUUGCUGGAGUCGGUUCGCCACGACUUGGCCAAGGCCUUGCUGCUAACUCCGUCCGGCGACGGGGCUGAGGGGCUGCGGACGGAGCUGAGUGCCAUUCAGCAGAAGCUGAGCCAGGAUCUGGAGCACCCGAGGGGCACCAAACUGCCGCGGAGGGAGGCCCACAAGGCCAAGCGAGGGAAGGAAAGAGCCUGGCCAAAGCGUCACGAGGCCCAGGAAGGGCCAAGGCCUGGGCACCCAGAGCUCAGCUCAGCCAAGGACCAGCGCUCGGCCCAUAAGCUCCCCAAGGUGCCGGACGAUGGGCCUCACCGUCCGAGGAAACACCAGGGCCCGCGGGACACCAAGUCAGCUAAGGAGAGGGAGCCCCAGAGCCUCAGCCGGAAGUCCAGGAAGCCUACUGAGCCCAGUGCAUUGUGGGAGAUGCUGACUCGGCACCAUUUCCGGGCUCCCCAGGGCUGUACCGGCAUCACCGAGUGUGCCCAGCAGGAGGGGCUCGCCCCAGUGCAGAAAACCAGAUUCCUGCAGAUGGUACAGAACUACCUGGCUGGGCUGGGCUGGGGGGAGCACUACGGGGGCCUGGCGGCUGCGCUGGAGAACUUCUUCGGCAGUGACGGGGCCUUUGCCCACAGCCGCACGAGCUUCGUCGACUUUCUGGAUGAAGUCGAGGACGUUCUGGAAGACCUGGCCCAGCUGCUGGGGACCAGCGAAGAGGUGGUCGAUGAUUUUGAGGAGGUGGUCCUGAGGCAGCUCGAGGCAGCUCCGGGGGGAAGGUUCACCCAGCGAGACGGCGCCCAGCGGAAUCCCAAGGAACGGCCGCGCGAGGCCCACGGUCGUAGGAACGGCAGGGAGGGCAGCCAUGGCUAG
Heteronotia binoei (common prickly gecko) is the source of this 2050-nucleotide messenger RNA. It is a transcript of the gene PBXIP1, whose product is annotated as PBX homeobox interacting protein 1. Bases 20 to 2050 code for a protein of 676 amino acids. Lineage: Eukaryota; Metazoa; Chordata; Lepidosauria; Squamata; Gekkonidae. The record is from RefSeq and is a predicted model, not a curated record. The transcript has 10 exons.